Lithohypha guttulata is the source of this 1827-nucleotide messenger RNA. RefSeq lists its product as uncharacterized. The record is from RefSeq and is a predicted model, not a curated record. Lineage: Eukaryota; Fungi; Ascomycota; Eurotiomycetes; Chaetothyriales; Trichomeriaceae. Gene Ontology annotation, biological process: secondary metabolic process. Gene Ontology annotation, molecular function: CoA-ligase activity. Bases 1 to 1827 code for a protein of 608 amino acids. The transcript is spliced from 2 exons.
AUGGCUCUCAACUGGACAAGGUUCAUCAACCCCGAAGCCCCAGACGUUCAUUCAAAAUACAUUCCCACCAAAGCUCCAAUCUUCAAAUCACCAUACGGUCGCUUUCCCAAAAUCGAUGCAGACCUCAACGUACACGACUUCUGUUUCCCUCCAGAUCAGCCACUCCCUCCCGACUACGACCUCUUCAUCAACGCCGUCACAGACGAAAGAGUGACUCUUCACCAAUUCCACCAGCGAGUGUAUUCCCUCGCUCGAGUCCUACGACACGAUGGCGCGAACCCAUUGGGUCUUACCAAGUCACCAAAGGACGAUACCGAGGAGGGUGAGAUUCUAGGACUCUUCUCGCGUAAUAACAUCCAUUACCCAAUGCUUGCGCAUGCUUGCUUCAGAGCUGAACUUGUUUUUGGUGGGAUUAGUCCAGGGUCGACAUCGUAUGAGCUGUGGCAUGUAUUGAGGAAGAUGCAGAUUACUUCUUUCGUGUGUAAUGAGGCCCUUCUGCCGGUUUUGCGUGAGGCGUUGAAGCUUGGGAGGGGUCCUUCUGGUCAGUUGCAGCUUGUGCUUGAUCCGAGGAAGAUUAUUGUGUUGUGGGAUGAUUCUUCGCUGGACGAGGUGCAAGGCUAUCGAACGGUAGAAUCCUUGGUGCGACUGGGCGCGACCUUGCCAGAACCGCAGAGGAAGCUUGUUGGAGGUGAUAAAUUGUGUUAUCUCUUUCAAUCAUCUGGCACGUCUGGCCUUCCGAAAGCGAUGAUGAUUUCCCACAAAAACGCCAUUCACAGUGGAUUACAAGGUAUGAUCACUGGAGUAAGGACUGCCCAGUUCGCUGGCGUAGAACCACUUACCCGUCAAACUCUCCUCGGCAUUGUCCCAGCCUACCACUCGUACGGCAUGAUUCUCUGGAUCCUCCGAGUCAACCUCCAGCCCGCCACGAACAUCAUGAUGCCAAAGUGGGAUAUCGAGCUAGCACUGAAAUCAAUCCAGAAAUACAAAAUCACUAUGCUACCCCUCGUCCCACCUAUCGUGCGUCAACUGGCCCUCUCCCCUUUAACCAAGAAGUACGAUCUCUCAUCCGUGACCACUUGCGCAAGCGGCGCCGCCUACCUCCCACCAGACGUGGCAUACCAGCUAGCAGAAAAACUCCCGAACAAGACGCCAAUACCGUCCGGGUACGGACUAUCCGAAGCAGCAUCGAUCGCCUCCCCCCCAGCAGCAGGAAUGUUCGGUCUCAGCGCUUCCGAACCCGGCACAAUCGGCUUUCUCCUCCCAGGCAUGGAGGGACGUGUAGUCGACCCAGAUACCCUACAAGACGUCCCGAAAGGUCAGCAAGGCGAGCUCUGGGCACGCGGCAACGUCGUUUGUAUGGGGUACUUCCACGACCGAGAAGCCACUGCGGAAUUAUUCGCUGAGCCGGGAUGGUUGCGGACUGGAGAUCUGGUCAUUCGUGACGCUGAUGAUAGAAUCCAUUACCUCGACCGGUUGAAAGAAAUGAUUAAAGUCAAAGGACUGCAGGUCGCUGCCACAGAGGUAGAGGAUACACUUCUCAACCACCCCGAACACCUAGUCAUAGAUGCAUGCGUUGCAGGCGUCGAUAACGGCAGGGGAGAUGGAAGCCUCUUCCCGCGUGCGUGGGUUGUCCUCAGCCAUGAAGGGAAACGACAGGGUGAAGCUGCUGUUACUGAGAAAUUGAACGCACAUGUCGGCGAGCGCCUGAGUAAACACAAGCAAUUAGCUGGUGGUAUUGAGUUUGUCGAUUCGGUAAGUCCUGCUCUGUCGCCUGGUGAUUCCAAGAACACCUUCAGGGAAAAUGUUGCGGAGAGAGAUGAGGGAUAG